GCAGAACAGACAGGUCCGGCUGACGCUGAAGAUAAAGACUUUGCGAGCAGUGGUAUCCAUAGCAAAAGUUGAUCGGCAUAGAAACCAGCACAGAAAUUGGAUUUCUGACUGAAGAUGGUGUAGUUACUUAAGUACUUUCUGCACAGAAUCAGGCAGGCAGCUCGCCUUGGGAAGCAAACAGUUCGGUUUGCGCGACCCGCACUAAACCCAUCAGAAUUUUUGCAUCAAAGCCAGAUAAAAAAUUUGAAUGACACGCGCCACGGCAUCUUUUUCGAGGUAAAAUAUGGGUCAACUUCUUUCGCGUAGGAUACACAACUCUGAGUCACGAGUUGUAGAAACAUGUAGCGAAGACGAGGCCUCGGAUGAGGAAAGCACGUCUGAUGGCGCCCGAUCACGUGCCCCCUCAUCGCUAGCUGGACGUCGACCCUGCUCAUCAGUAGGCGGGUCCAGUGUGGCAGGCCUUGAUUGGAGGGUUAUCGAACGAGAGGAUCGCGAAAGGAAGCAAGCUGCCCUUGAGGCAACAGAAAAUCCUGCGUCAGCGGAAGAGGAUUCCGACGAAGAGUCAUUCUGCCGUAGCAGUAUCUCGAGUCUGGAGGACGAAUCGGACAGUGAAAAGGAAGAUUCUCCAGAAGUACCAACACAAUCAGGGCUGAGUGCGCCGUGUGCCGCCGAGCCGAAAAAUACUGUCGAGGAGAUGCUGACUGCGCAGAAGGGUCAUACUUUGUUGCUGUCAGGCACGGAUGACGUAGGGACAAACUGUUCUUUGUCACUCGUUGAGAACAAAAGCGCCGAUUCGAAACUUCGUGAAGUAGAUGAUGUAGGCUUUUCUACUACGCGAUUUGACUCUUCUGACACCGCCACCGCAUCGGUCCUGGACGGAAAGACUAUAAACAUCACUUCUUCUGUGGUCGCACCGAGCCGACUUCCUGACGCAGCACCAGAGGGUGAUGGCCGGCACGAGGUUGGUGCAGAGACAGGGAAAGCUGACGCAGCGCCAGAAUGUGAUGUGCGACAAGAGAAUGCUCAUGCAGAGGCAAAUAAUUCCUCGGCACUGACACCAUGUGGUUUUGCAGCGACUAGUGAUGUUGCGGAGUCGGAUCAUCUCCAAAACGUUGAUAUGGACACGGCGUCUUCAACAGCGAAAAGCGCGCCGCUCUCAACCACAGAGCAACCCCGUCUCGCCCCAGAAAGGCCGUGCAGUAGCAGCU
This is a messenger RNA of Amoebophrya sp. A120, 1208 nucleotides long. NCBI's taxonomy places the organism in Eukaryota, Dinophyceae, Syndiniales, Amoebophryaceae. The record is from the annotation of a GenBank genome assembly.